Messenger RNA from Achroia grisella, 1426 nucleotides. Its product is annotated as growth hormone-inducible transmembrane protein-like. The record is from RefSeq and is a predicted model, not a curated record. The transcript is spliced from 8 exons. Lineage: Eukaryota; Metazoa; Arthropoda; Insecta; Lepidoptera; Pyralidae. Gene Ontology annotation, cellular component: mitochondrial inner membrane. The coding region runs from base 186 to 1181 and encodes 331 amino acids.
ACAAUCUGUGAUGGCAAUUUGGCAAUAAUAGUAUAGUAAUUGGUCGUCACUUUGUCGAUUAUUCUCGAAAUUUUCAUAAAAUCUAUAUUUGUGUGUUGCUAUCAGGUGUUUCCAAUCGAAAUAUUUUUACUACAGUAGUAUAAUCAAUUAAUGUAAAUACAUAAAUCAUUGUUCUAGAUUGCAUCAUGUUGUCCCGAAUGUGUAUGGCUCGAUCGGCGUUCAAUGUAACGCACACGCUAAAGACUCCUGUUCCAAAGCAAUUUGUACCCAGGAAUUACGCUGUUAGAAACUAUGCUCGCGAACCCCGGUCUAGAGUUGCUUCCAGAACACAGCCCACCGUCUGGGAAAAAUUAAUGGCACCAGCUGGUCCUAAUGCUUUCAGCAUAGGCAAGGGAGCCCUUGCUGGAGCCUCAGCUGUGGGCCUAGUAGCUCUGUGCUACUAUGGCUCGGGAGUCAAACCUGGCACAUUACAAGAAGCACAUUUGUGGCCACAAUAUGUUAAAGACAGAAUUAAGGCAACUUAUGGCUACAUCGCUGGAUCACUGGUACUUACCGCUGGUAGUGCUGUGACUGUCUUCAGGACCCCGGCGCUGUUAAACUUAGUGGCGCGCAGUGGAUGGAUGUCUAUUAUAAUGACAAUGGGCCUGAUGAUUGGCUCGGGUAUGGUGGUACGUGGUAUGGACUACCAACCUGGAUUUGGAGCUAAGCAACUAGCAUGGAUUGUUCACACAGGUAUCAUGGGAGCUGUAAUAGCACCCAUAUGUUUCCUUGGCGGGCCAAUACUUAUGCGUGCUGCAUGGUACACAGCUGGUGUUGUUGGUGGUUUGAGUACAAUUGCCGUUUGUGCGCCGUCAGGUGAAUUCCUUAACAUGCGAGCGCCUCUCGCCAUGGGUUUGGGGGCGGUGUUUGCUGCAUCUCUAGCUGGAAUUUUUUUACCACCCACAUCUGCACUAGGAGCAGGUCUCUAUUCUCUAAGUUUGUAUGGAGGUCUGAUUAUAUUCAGCGGAUUUCUGCUAUACGACACACAAGCGAUUAUCAAACGAGCGGAGGUGCAUCCAAUGUAUGGAUUCCAGCCCUACGAUCCAAUUAAUUCGGCGAUUUCGGUGUAUCUAGACGUUCUUAAUAUUUUUAUGCGCAUCGCUAUGAUCCUGUCUGGAGCUGGAGGCAAUAAAAGGAAAUAAACUAAAAACUCGAAUGUUAGUCAAAUAUUACAUGCUCCGUAAUUAAUAAAACCUUAGUGUAAUGAAUUUUUGGAACGAUAAUAAAACAAAUCAUGGAUAAAUGAAAUCAUAAAUAUGGUUCUUGUCGUUUCCCCAUUUGUAAGACUUGUGAUAUUAAUGCGUAGAUUUUAAGUUUCGUUAAGUAUUUUUUUUUGCAAAAAUUCAUUGUUAAUAUAAAUUUAGAUGUUAAUAAAUUAACAAGAUUA